This is a messenger RNA of Columba livia (rock pigeon), 5826 nucleotides long. RefSeq names its product CLOCK interacting pacemaker (gene CIPC). The coding region runs from base 1156 to 2277 and encodes 373 amino acids. The transcript is spliced from 5 exons. Gene Ontology annotation, cellular component: nucleus. The record is from RefSeq and is a predicted model, not a curated record. NCBI's taxonomy places the organism in Eukaryota, Metazoa, Chordata, Aves, Columbiformes, Columbidae. Gene Ontology annotation, biological process: negative regulation of DNA-templated transcription; negative regulation of circadian rhythm.
GGAGCCGGUGGCCGUGAGGCGCUGGUGGCAGCUGUGGGACUCUCGGGCACCGCCGGGGCCUGCUUCUCCUCGCCGUGUGGCGGCUCGGGCCCCACAAUCGGGUGGCUCAGCCCGGCUGCGCGGGGGCCGCUCCUCACGCCGGGCCCGCUGCGAGGGCACCCCGGCCGGGCGGCUGUGCUCCGGAGCUCCCUGCCGCCCGGGUCUGGCGUGUGGGCGAAGCGCCGGGCAGGCGGUCGGGCGGGGUCAGCUCUCGCCGGUGCGGCCAGAGGGAGGGCCCUGGGCGUCGGGGUUGGCGGCAGAGCACCUGCCUGCCGGGCCGGGGGCAGAGCACCUGCCUGCCGGGCUGAGGCGCGUCUUGGCCCCGCGGGGAAGCCGAAGGGGUCCCACGCCCGCGUCUCGAUAGAGUGGCGCUUCUGGUUUGUUUACUUUCGGUUGUGGUUCUGUUGGUAUUGGUUUGUUGUUUGCGGGUUUUAUUUGUUUUCCAUGAGCGAAGAGAAAAAGAUGUGCCAGCCCACCCAUCCCAAAGGUUCCAUUGAUGCAAGGCUGGCAGAUGGUGUGUUCUUAGUUUACUUAUUUCUAGCCUUUCUUCUGUUUCUAGUUCUGCUUUUUUUUGGAGAUUAGCAUCAAUACAUAUUGCUUUCUUUAAAAAUACAUUUGUUUAGAAAGGGAUGAGUAACAAAAGUAUGGAUUGGGACUUAAACCUCAUUUUCUGUUCCAGGGAUAGCAUCUACCUUGCUCUUAUGUAGUUAUGUUUGUUCCACGCCUGUUAGCAGGUCAACAGGUGUGACUAUAGAUGGAAAAUAAAAGUUAUGCAAAUAGCUACUGAGGAAAUUCUCUUCUGAUGACAAUUAUUUUGUCUUUCUUGUAGUUACAGAGAGAGUCACCCUACCAUCUCAGCACUGUUGUCUGGCUUACAGAAUUCAUUACUGGAGGUGCUAAGGCUCAAGAUCUCGGAGCAGAAUUCUAACAUUUCAGCCUUCCAGUGUUCUCAUUCUGUGUGUGGGAAGAAGAUGGCAUUUCUAAGGCCAUGUCUCCUCUAGGAGUGCAUUGCAGUUGCCCAAUGGAAAAGGCGUUAAAAACUGCCUGCAGCACUAUGGAAGCAUGGAGACAAAAUAGUCAUCUAUUGAGACCCUCGAGGAACUACUGGAGGAAGUGAUGGAAAUGAAGAGCUUGAACCAUCGCUUCAACAUGGCGGCAGCUGAAUCUGACAAAGAUUCUGGAUAUUCAGAUGGAAGUUCAGAGUGCCCAAGUGCUAUGGAGCAGACUGACUCGGAGGACGUGCUGAAUGCGUUGUGUUGGAACACAGAGGAUGGGACUUGUCAGUGCCCAGUGACUACAAGCAACUCCUUUCCUGCACUUUCUCCUAUGGUCGUAAUGAAAAAUGUGUUAGUUAAGCAGGGGAGUUCAUCACAGCUCCAAUCUUGGACUGUGCAGCCGUCCUUUGAAGUGAUUCCAGCCCAGCCACAGCUAGUGUUUCUUCGUCCAUCAAUCCCACCUCCCAUUAAUCCUCACCCUCUUGGGAAAAAGAGAAAUGACUCCACUAGUUACCUGCCCAUCCUGAAUUCUUAUCCCAAAAUAGCACCACAGCCCUGCAAAAGAGAUCACUCCUUUGAUCUAGAAGAAUGUCAGGAAACCAGUAGCCAUAAGCGACUCUGCACAGAAGCACCGAAGAUGGAGACUUCUCCUGUAUCCAGGAGCACAGGCUUGCCUACUAGUCCUUUUGCCCACCUACCAUUUAGCUUUAAGACCCCUCAGGAUUCUAACCAGCAAAGUUCUUCAACUCUGGUGACAAGCGGAAAACUGUCAGCACUUCCUGGUUUUCAUCGUGUUUCCAGUGACACUCAGAAAGUGGCAGGUGUGACUGCUCUUUUGCCUUUUGGAACUUCGCAGGCAACAAAGUGCACCCCGCAUGAGAGCGAGAGUGCCGCACAGACUACAAUGCAGUCUGCAGUGUGGAGCCCCCCAUUGGUACCAGAGGAGAUUUGCACUACCCCUGAGCUGCUCUUGCAACAACAAAGCAAGUGCAGACGCUUUCAAAAUACACUUGUAGUGCUACGCAGGUCAGGAUUGCUGGAGAUCACUUUAAAAACCAAGGAGCUCAUUCAUCAGAACCAGGUGACUCAGGCUGAGCUGGACCGGCUGAAGCAUCAAACACAGCUUUUCAUAGAGGCAAUAAAGAACAAUGCUCCACAGUCGUGGGCAGAGCUAGAAGCAUCUCUAACAGGGUCUGAUAAAGCUGGUAGCAACCUCGAAGACUCCGCUUAUCCCAGUGUGUAAUAAAAAGGUACCUAGCUGUUGGUCAAGUUGUUUCUGUGCCUCUGAUUUCAUGUCUCAAGCUUUUACUUGAGCAGUUUCUGAGUCCAAGACUUGCAAAGUGGCAUGCCGUUAGCAACUUGUCUUCAGAGGCAGUUGUGGGACUGAAAUAGCAUGGUGGGGUCUUGACAAGAUGGGUACUUACUAUUUCAGAGUGACCUUGAACUCCAUGCUAACUCUGUGCACUUCCUUGGACUCGAGAAGCUUGGAUGUACUCUGCUGGCAUGUUCCCAUUCUUGGAGUGAAAAGACAGUCAUUUGCAGUAUUCUGCAAGCAAGCAUCUGCCUCUUCCCAUCUGCAGAUAGUCCUGACAAUGGAACAGCAGAACAGGCCCCACUGUUGGGCCAUCAUCAGCUGCAAGUAGAUGAAGGGCAUUGGUGUGAGGAGAGGAAGCUUAACGUUAGUGGGGUGGUAUCUUUGGGCUGUUGCUGUCCUUUCUGAGAACAGAGAGUCUUGUUUGGGGGUUUUAAUGUAUUUUAAUUAGUGGAGAUCUGCUUGUGCUGAAGCAGCAUUCUAUAAUCAUUGCAGUCUUUUGUCAAAGUGGUGAGUGUCUUAGGACCCAAGUGAAAUGAGCUGCUUUGAUGAGUAUACUUUUGAUUUUGAUCUGUACAGUUGAGUGAGUGAAGAUCACAAGGCUUGCACUGGAAAUGUUUGUUCCAAAGCUAUGUUUAUUAAUGGUUAAUAAGUGUACAAGGCAAGUGGCUUUGGAUUUUCUCAGUAGCAAACAGAUUGAGAUUGUUAUUGAAGACUGAAGUGACUUCUUUUUAAAACAGCAUGAGGAAGAUACUCAUUCACCAGGAUUUAUUUGGCAAGACUAGUUACAUAUCAUUUGGUAUGUAUAUCUUUAGUUUACAAGCCUAAACUCCUUUUUUUCUGUGAAAUCAGUUUGCUAAGUAUACAAAAAAGGAGAGGGGUGAAAGGAAAAGAAGCACAAUGGCCUGUGGUGAAACAAGUCCUUCUCCCAUCCCACUUUCCUCCCUUUUUUAUUUAGAGAAAUCAGAUGAAUGUACCUGGAGAAAGAACGGGGGGAGGCAGGGGUGGGAGUAAAAAGUAAGAGAGAGAUGUCAGCUUAGAUAAUCUCCCUGAUAAUUUUAGCUACCUGAGUUUGAACUUAAAAAAUUCAAGACCCCACCAAAACAUUUUUUCUUCUACAUACAUUUAUAUAAUUCUUAGCCUGCUUGUCUUGAUAUGUAGCUAACACCACUGUGUGCAUAAGAUAUUAGUCUUUACUGGUAGACAUCCACAGUAGUCAUGUUACAAAAGCUGUUCUACAGAUAUUUAUUUAAUUUUAUUUUACCUAGACACUUAACUAUGUCACUGCCCUCAAUCUGAAGGUAUUUUUUCAGAGGCAGUCUGUGUAGAGAGCCAAGAAUGGCUUUGUCUAAGAACGUUAAGGCAUCUGGAUUGUUUAUGGUAUGUUUCUUUCUGUGUGACAAAGUUUUUAAAAAAUUGUGCCGUCUAGGUAACCAGCUAUUUUGAUGUUUUGAUCACUUUUAUAAUCUGUUUCAGAUUGUUUAAAAAAAGAUACUUAAAAAUAGAGUGGAUGUCUCACUAAUUUGUGACUAGACCUUUUCAUUUUCUGAUGCCUCUGGGAAUCAAUAUUGCAGAAUACUGUGGCGAAUGCUUUUGUAGUCUUCCUCAAAUAUGUGCAUUAGAGAAAUUGUGAGUUGCUUCUCUCUUGUACAGGGUUUCCUCCUUUUUAGACUGAUGAAAUGCAGUACAUGUCUUAUAAAGAGAUGAAAUGUGAGUUGUAUUUGUACUAGCCAUAGGCCUAGGGAGAAAUUUUGUGGCAAGCUUUGCCUUAGGGGAGCUGUGGCAAACUAACAGCCAUGCCUUUCAUGGUAUCCUGCCCACUUGCUGAAGACUAGUGCAGUACAAGGGAGCUGAUUAAAAAACAAGUGUUCAUAGACUAUGUUCUGUCUUGUAUUUUUUUAAAUAUACCUGCUAUAAGUAUGCAUACUAGGAUGUCUCAUAACUCACAGCACAGCAAUAUCAAAACUCAGCCAGCAAACCCAGAAGGCAGGAAGGCAGCAUAGUACAGUGUAAUAACAUAGGACAUGUCUGAUAUAGUUCUUUUGGAAUAAGUUGUGAUAUCUGCACUCAGUUCCAUUUGGCAGGAUAGAUGUGAUGAUACCUUAGGCCAUUUGUGAAGGAAUCCCAGGAGAUAAGCUUGUUUCUUCUGAGCUUCUUACAGGAGAGGGGCAGUAGGAGGCAGUUCCAUUGAUCUGAUACCUGUAAUAGGCCUAGAGGUGAGGUGUGAGAAAAUGCAUAGGAUAUCUUUGCUGCUUUCCUGAAAUCCUUAUUCUACCCAUCAAAUAGGAUAAUUUGAAGUUCAGAACAUAUAUGUAUUUUAGGAGGUGAUUGUCCUAGAAAACAAGAUGACACAGGACGCAGGCUACCCAGAGAUCAGAGGAAGUCAGAAAAAAAAAAGUCCAAUCUUAGCUGUUUGAGACAAACAUUCCUAUUUCCACUGCUCUGAUAGAGUAAAUGGAAGGAAGAAUUUGCCUUGCAGGGUAAUACCCUCUGACUUGGGGAGACUCUAGCUGAUAGAAAUCUCUCGUAGUUCACACAUUACCACAUGUAUUUUAUUCCCUUGACAGGGCUGAAGUGGGUGUGUUUGCAGCUGAUGGGCCUUUCAGCUGGUGUAAUUUGUAUAAAUAUAUACUCAAUAAAUCUGUGAAUAAAGUCCAGCAGCUGGUUAGCAAUCUCCUACUGGGCAUCAGUCCAGACUUAAAUAGUACUUGCUGAACUAGAAAAAUCCACUCUGAAACGAUUAGAUAUAAAUCUGGGGGCCCUUAGGAAGCAUAUCCCUAGAUAAUUGCAAAUCUUUACACAACAUGUAUAAAAGAAGGAUGUUGAAGGCCCCUAGUGACAGAUAAGUCAUAAAAUAUCAUUCUGUUCAGUUUCUCUUAGCUGCCUGUUUUCCUAGAAGUCCUGAUAAAACUGUAAACAAUAAGGGCUUUCCUUGGCUGCAAUGUAAUAAAAUGGGUUAGCUAGGAACCAUGUUGAGAAAAUUAGCUGACUACAUCAGGAGCAGAAUAGGUCCUGGUUUUGGGCAGGAUCUGGAAGUGGUCUAGUAGAUCUGAGCAGAAACAUUAGCCUCUCUGAUUGGAAGCCUGUAAGCAAUGAACUCACAGAUUUUUUUGACCUUUGGAGCAGCAAGACUUUGCAUUAACAAGUUAGUUGCAGGCAGCUGUCUCAGUCUAAAAAGUCAAUCAGAUGGCUUGCUGGGGCUUCAGUUGCUGCUGACAGCUAGCAGGCAGAGCAGUUUGAUGGGUCAGACAGACUGCUGGUUUUCUACUAAGUUUUAAUAAACGGUAUUUUCGAUUACUUUUACUAUGUAUUUUUAAAAUUCUACUGCUCUAGUUGGAAUGUAAACAUUUUCUGUACUUUUGAAGUCCAUUUCCAGCUCUGAAUACAGCAGCCUAAUCUGUUACAGAACAUGACCUUUUUGCUAAAACUUUACAGAAACAGACUGUGAAAUAUUAAUGAAAUAAAGUAUAUACUUGAAAA